AUGGAAGCACCGGUGGAGGUUGAAGAGGCCUCGGAGCAUCUGAAGGCCGCAGGGACUGAAGGCCUGUUGGAGAAGCAUUUGCAGGGAAAGAAGCAGGAAUGGGAUGUUAUCACGGCUCACAAGGAGCCUCUCCGCCUCCUCGACCUGCCGAUGGACAUACUUCAGGUUAUUCUCAAAGAGCUCACACACACAAACGACCUGACGUCCCUCGCUUUGACCCACUCGGCCCUCCAUGCACUCGUCAUUCCCCACAUCUAUGCGCGCUUUGAUAUUGUCUGGCCCGAUGCAAAUGCUACUUUCGAGAAUCGCAUGGGCGUGGACGCUUUGACUUAUGGGUUGGCGACGUUGGUAAUGGCUCAAGAUGUUUUUGGCGAGGCUCCGUACCAGUCUCAACAUGCACAUCAGUGCCAGCAAUGUGGCCACUAUAACCAGCCGGCCCAGCACCGGCCUGUCACCACGUCCAAGAACAUUCGUCGGGGCAACCAUUUCGCCCAAUUCACGCGGAAAUUCAGUCUGGGUAACGGACCCGCUGAUUGGGUCCAAGAAUACCUCAUCACGAAAGAAGGUGGAAAAAUGCUCGGUACCUUGGUUGCACUCGCAGUCGGUAGGAUGCGAAAUCUUGAGACGUUCAUAUGGGACAUGCCCACAGGCGUCCUUCGAGAUGUUUGGAUGGCUCUCGCCUCGCUCGGCAAUCGCCACGACGGCCAAGCAUGUCGCCUGGAACGUGUCUGGGUCCGCUGGCACGACAAUCAAGACCAGGGCCCCUUGGCUUCCCCUCCACCGCCAGGUGCGCUCCCGGGAGCACAGAACGCCAACAUGCCUUACAUCCUUGCGGGGCCUGCAAACUCGCUCUUCCAAAUCCCACCUUAUCCGCGCGUCGAGUUCCCGACCUUCUCGAUUCUGCCACCGUUGAAGAGCUUGAGCGUGCUUGACAUCGACGAACUGCCUUAUGCGGAAGAAAUGAGUGUACUCAUAGACAGAUCUCUUGACAGGCUGACCGAACUCAGGGUGGGCAUGGCGGCCCACGCACAAUACGACAUGUGGGCACGACCUUCCGAGGAACGACCACCUGUUUUACCUUCUCUUGUGCCUGGGAUGACUGAUCAGACUCCAAGGCCUGGUGGGAUGCUGGGUAUUUUAGUCCAUCGGUUCUGCGACGCCUUCUCACACCACAAACAGAGCCGAUCAUCUCUAAACCUUGAGCGACAACGGGAUCCCCUUGUGGAAGACGUGACUGUCGAGGGUAGCCGCGAAGUGGAAAGAGAGGACGACGCCGAAGAGCUUGUACCUGCAUCAGACAUCAAUCAGUUAGGGGUUCUAAUGUCUGCCUACAGCAUUCAUGAUGACGAGUUAGACAUGAUUCCUGCCCCCACGCCCAAGCAACGGACCUCCACCAACUUGUCGAAUACCACGAGGCAGGAUCUUCCCAACCACAGCAGUGACUCAUUCUUAGACUCGAACAAAGAAGGUCGUUCGGCACGGAAGUUGACGCUAGAAACUCUCGAACUGGAACGGGUGUACUUGUCCAUAGCGGUGCUUUCCAAGGCGGUCGACUGGUCGCGUCUGACAACUCUGACUCUUCUCAGCUGUCGCAACCAUGAGCAGUUGUGGAAGGCACUUCGCAAACGCUUUACUCCAUCCAGCCGUCGACGAGUCUCCUCCACACCAUAUAGAACCUCAUCCAAUGGGAUGUCAAGCAUGGUCCUCCGUUCACAGACCAGCACCCCGAGCACUCCCGCACCUCCAGCAGCCGACUAUGCCCUCAAGCUAAAGAGGCUGCACACCGACACGGUGUCUCCGUCGCUGAUCGCAUUCAUCAAAGACACCCUCGCGCCAGACAGCCUGGAAUGGCUGUUCCUGCAAGAGAACACGGCCUACAAGUCUCCCGUCUCAAUCGACAUGAUAUACAAAGGCGCAGUGCGACGGCAUCGCUCCAGCCUGACGAAACUCCUCAUCGACAGCACGUUCAGGACAGAAGACUCGGAGCGACCAAACACGAACUGGAGGAGGUGGGUUUUCAACCGCGACUUGAUUACUUGCAUUACCAGCGGCAAGAUGAAACUGCGCGAACUCAGCAUGUCGAUCGAUUACAAAGACUGGCACUACUUCUUGAGACGACUACCCAACGCCACCACCCUGAGAUCGUUGCAUAUCUCACACAUUGCCGAGCACGUGAACGGGACAGUGCACUCCCGCGAAGCGGCGCUACAGGUCCUGGACAUAGUUGCUCUGCGGCCCGAACUCGAGCUCUGCUACCUGGGCAUUCAAGGGCAAUGUUUCGAAAUUCUCGAGUAUGCUUCUCCCCGAAAAUGUUCCGCCUCAUCUGGUGGCGAUUUUUCAGCAGACGACAUAGGUCCUGAUGGCGAUGGUAUGGCGCCCAACCACACCGACACGCACAACGUAGCGGCAGAUAAUCACCACGACGAUUCUCACGACGAUGAAGCAGAUGACCACGCUGAUGGGAAUGAAGAUAGUGACUUUGAUGCCGUUUCAGACGAAGCAGACGACCUCAGUGACGACGGCGAAGGCAAUCAAUCCGGAGAUGGAACCGGGUCGGGUGCACACAGACCGACGUGGCGAUUGCGGGAGAUUCUAUUCUACGACGACAAGAUUUCGAUUUUCAAGGCCCGGCACGGACGGUUAUAA
Cladophialophora carrionii CBS 160.54 is the source of this 2646-nucleotide messenger RNA. RefSeq lists its product as uncharacterized. The record is from RefSeq and is a predicted model, not a curated record. NCBI's taxonomy places the organism in Eukaryota, Fungi, Ascomycota, Eurotiomycetes, Chaetothyriales, Herpotrichiellaceae. The transcript has a single exon. Gene Ontology annotation, molecular function: protein binding. The coding region runs from base 1 to 2646 and encodes 881 amino acids.